AUGAGCUACAUCAUCCGCCCCUGGGCCGUAAGAGACCUCAAGCAGGUCAUGCAGCUUAUUAAGGAAUCUGCGGCAUUCCACAAAGCUUUGGACCAAGUGAGAAUCACCCCAGAAAUGCUCAGAGAAGAUGCGUUUGGAAAAGAGGCGACCUUUGGAUGCUUGAUAGCUGAGGUGCCCCCUGAGCAAAAGAGCAAAGAGGGUCACACCAUUGUUGGGUAUCAGUUCCAUUAUUUGUCCUACUGCACAUGGGACGGCCCUGUUCUCUUCGGCGAAGAUCUCUAUGUGGUGCCAGAGUUCAGAGGCAAAGGUAUUGGGACGAGUUUACUGAAUAAAGUGGCAAAGAUUGCACUGGAGAAAAACUGUGUCCAGUUCCGCUUCAUCUCAGCUUCAUGGAACAAGACAGCGAUGGAUUUUUACACCAAGCUGGGAGCCAUAAAUGUCACAUCUCAGAACAACUGGAACCUUUGCCAUAUCGAUGGCGAACAUGUUCGGAAACUGGCGGAGCAAGCCAGCCGCUAG
Molecule: messenger RNA, 519 nt
Organism: Elgaria multicarinata webbii
Lineage: Eukaryota; Metazoa; Chordata; Lepidosauria; Squamata; Anguidae
Product: thialysine N-epsilon-acetyltransferase-like
Exons: 6
Coding region: 1-519 (172 amino acids)
Molecular function (GO): N-acetyltransferase activity
Source: RefSeq, a predicted model, not a curated record